AGGAUAUGUUUUGCAAAGCAAAACGGCGGGAAUUGAAUUCUGUAUUCUACUUUAUUUCGUAAACAUAACCUAUGCUUCGUUUUUAUAACCGCACCCGAACCUAAUUGUCGAAUGGUUAUUUGAACAUCAUGUUAAACUAGUCCAUCAAUGUUGCAAGUAAUAUUUCUUCUUUAUUUUCUUUUCGAAUAAAAUAAUGGCUCUUACGUCUCAAGAUAGUAAUAUUGAUACCGAUUUCUUGUUCGUCGCUCAGUUGGAUUCUGUGAAGAGCGUUCUGAUGUUACUAAAAGCUGUUAAUUUUAAAGAAACGGCCCUGUGCAUAGUGACGGACCGGGGUCUGAGGAUCACCGUGGAGGACGCUCGCAGCGUCCAGGCGAGUGCCUUCGUGCAGUCGGAGAUGUUCCAGGAGUACCUGGUCCAGGACGACCAGGUGAUAUUCAAGAUCCACCUGGGGGUGCUGGUGGAGUGCCUCAGUAUCUUUGGGGGCGCCGCCACCACCGUCAAGAUGCGCUACCAGGGCUACGGCAGCCCCCUCACCUUGCUCCUGGAGGAGGACGGCGUGAUCACGGACUGCAACAUCCGCACUCUGGAGCCGGACAGCCCCCUCGAGUACAGCUUCCAGCCAGACGACGUGGUCAACAAGGUCAUCCUGCACUCCGAGUCCUUCAGGGAGGUGUUCUCCGACCUGGACCCGUCCAGCGACCUCCUGGAGAUGACCCUGACCCCCGACCCUGGCCAGCUGUGCUUCACCACGGACGGGCAGGCAGGCGAGACCCAGAUUAGUAUACCCAAAGACAGUGAGUUGAUUGAAGCAUUUGACUGCUCGGUCAAAACGGUAUCAAGGUAUCAGUUCUCGUACAUAAAGCCGUCGCUGAAAGCUCUGGCGAUAUCUGCCAAAGCUUCUGUCCGCAUCAACGAACAGGGACUGUUGUGUUUCCAGUACAUGGUACCUACCGAGGUGGAGACCUGCUUCAUCGAAUAUUACGUGAGUGUCUGCAUGGUUCACUUUGUACCAUACUAUGUGGCUUCAAUGAGAAAUUAUAAUUUUCUCACAAGGUUUUUAUUCCAAAAUUAGCAACUGAGUGGAAAAUAUAAAUUUUUAAAAUCUCUAAUUUUACAUCAUGAUGAAGGUCAUUAGAGACCAAUAUGUAUGGUUAAGUUCAGGAAUAUUUGGGAAGGAAUCCACCAUUGCCUUUAUUAAGGAAGCAAGCUUUUCCUGGGAUUGAUUUUGAGAAUCCAUGGAAGACUUAAUUAAGGAUGACCAGAUUUGGAAUUGAACCUGAGUCCCUCCAAAUGCAAGUCACCUUGCUUGAUAAUAAGGAAAGAAAACCUUAGAUUCUUACUUGUUGAAUAGAUAUUAAGGAAACCAAGAGGUAGUUAGGAUGAUAAUUAUAUGUCUUUCAUAUUUUUUUAAUUUUAAUAUUUUUAAAAUAUGAUGUGAAUUGUUUGCAAUAUUAUAUGCUUUAUACUUGAACCAUUUUAAUCAAGACUAGAAUGUGUAUAUGGAAAAGCAAAAAAAAAAAAAAA
Bacillus rossius redtenbacheri is the source of this 1524-nucleotide messenger RNA. RefSeq names its product cell cycle checkpoint protein RAD1 (gene Rad1). The transcript has 6 exons. NCBI's taxonomy places the organism in Eukaryota, Metazoa, Arthropoda, Insecta, Phasmatodea, Bacillidae. Gene Ontology annotation, molecular function: 3'-5' exonuclease activity. The record is from RefSeq and is a predicted model, not a curated record. The coding region runs from base 194 to 1072 and encodes 292 amino acids. Gene Ontology annotation, cellular component: nucleus; checkpoint clamp complex. Gene Ontology annotation, biological process: DNA damage checkpoint signaling; DNA repair.